Molecule: messenger RNA, 1041 nt
Organism: Mesorhabditis spiculigera
Lineage: Eukaryota; Metazoa; Nematoda; Chromadorea; Rhabditida; Rhabditidae
Source: the annotation of a GenBank genome assembly
AUGGGCCAAGCGACCACCCCGUUCCUGCUAUCGCGAGUGAAGGAGCUGACCGGUGGAGAAUCACUAAAAUCGAAUGUUGCCCUUGUCAAAAAUAAUGCCAAAAUUGCUGCGAAAUUGGCAAAUCACUUGGUGGGACGGUCGAAAAAUAGUGAACCAUCGCAAAGCCCAGCCAUCGCUGCGCGGAAGCGGGAAAUUCAAAAGCCGGUGAGGCCGAAAGUUGUAACCAUCGGUGCGGCAAUCUGUGAUUUCGAGGCGAUCACCCGUGCUGACGUUAAGAAUGACGGCGGCUCGUACCCAGGAAUUGUGACUCAACGGCCUGGAGGUGUGGGACGGAAUCAUGCGGACGUUAUGGCGAGGCUCGGCCUCGAUUCCGCGCUUUUGACCUACGUGGGAAAUGACGAGAACGGGCGCUUUUUGAGGCGUACUGGGCAGCAUAUUGACCUCUCUGGCGUCAAAACCGUAGACGCACCAACGGCAACCUAUUGUGCGAUCAACAUGCGCGGGAAUGUGCGCUUUGGGAUUAGCAGCAUCGAGGAGAUUAUGGGCAAAAUGGGCCCGGAAAUUGUCCACGCAAACAUGGGUCUACUCGAGGAAGCGGAUUUCUUGGUGAUUGACGGGAACACAAAGGUCGAGACAUUAAAAGAAGCAAUCGAGGUUGCAUAUCGCAUCAAUUUGCCGAUCUGGUUCGAGCCCACCGAUAUCGACAAGAUGCAAAAGCUCUUCAAAGCUGGAAACAUUGAGAAAGUCUCGCACCACGAGAAACUGCCCAGCUUCCGGCUGCUCGUGGUCACAAUGGGCGAGAAGGGCGUUGUUGUUUGUCAUAGAACUGGAAAUGGCUACGAUAUUCUCACUCGACCAUCACCUCUGGGCAACUCUGAAAUUGUCUCUGUUUCAGGAGCGGGAGAUUGUUGGAACGGCGGAUUUCUGGCCGGUCACCUGACCGGACGAGACCUUGAUGGCGCGAUAAAUCUGGCCCAAGAAACCACGGCGAAGUCGUUGAAAUCGACCUUUGCCGUACCAAUCGAUAUUCGGCCAAUUCUG